ACUUUAUGCGCUGCCCCGGCUUGGUAAGUACUCACUCAUGUAUCUUGUUACGACAAAGCACUAACCUCUUUUGACAGAAAUUCACCGAAGAAGACUUCAAGAAUGAUCCUUUCUACAACACGCCACUUCCAAAGCCAUUCGCCUCCCUCAGAAGGGUACUAAGCCUGCGUCGCAGAAACCGCAGGAGUACCCAGUGAGUGAAUUCGACUUCUCCAUCUCCGAAGGUUAUUUAAGGGAUAUAUAAAGGGUUAAGAUUGAUAAAUAGGGCUAGGAUGUCAGGGAUUUGACAACACAAUAUGAUACCUCAUGUUUUGUUAUGUACUUCAGCAUCAUGCUGACCACGGAAUGGGCUGAUAUAUGGGUUUGUUCGGAGUUUUGGGCAUGGAGUGAUGGAUUGAUUAUCUUUCAUGUUGUUCGGCUUUCUGUAAUUAUAAAUGUCCGUCAAGAUCUCAACGUGCUUCCUCCUAUCCCCGUUGAACUUGAUCAUGGUCAUGAUUGGGCAUGUUUAAUGUUGUCCGAAUCUACUCCUGUACCCACUGCCCAUCAGAGAACCAACUGGACUUUCCUUGCCUCUCGGAUGCAACAUCACAAGUCCGAUCGAGUGCAAUCGAAUCAACUUACUUCUACCUCUCGGAUAUGACAAUGAAUCCGAUAGAGGGACACUUUACGAAAAA
Molecule: messenger RNA, 674 nt
Organism: Aspergillus pseudonomiae
Lineage: Eukaryota; Fungi; Ascomycota; Eurotiomycetes; Eurotiales; Aspergillaceae
Exons: 1
Coding region: 317-640 (107 amino acids)
Source: RefSeq, a predicted model, not a curated record